AUGGCUCAAUCCACCAAGUGCUAUCUCCCACGGUUCGCUUCCACGGUUGACGGGCCUAAACGCCCGGUUUCAAUGAAGACGAGACCGACGCCUGCUCAGCAUGCGCAGUUAUUAACCGCAUGGAACGAAGGCCGUUUGGACCCAAUCCUACGAGCGACUUGGGCUCUCUUGUUGCAUUACUACAUCCGCUCCGAGGAUAUAUGCUUCGGUUACCAACAUCUCGAGGGCGAAUCCCGCUCCUCUGAGCCAUCUGUACAGCGUUUUACGGGCGUCAACAUUUCGACGAUCCGCAUAUCCAUCAACGAAAAUGACUCUCUCACAGCAAUUGUAGAUAAAAUGCGGGCAAAUAGUGUGAAUCACCAGCUCAAUGGAAGCUCGGACACUUCUCAGGCAUAUCUGCCUUUCAACACCAUCUUCAUGCUGCGCACAUACGGCCCGCCUGCUUCUUCAAAACCUAUCCUGACGACAGCUCUUCCAGAUGAGUGUCAAGUCCGUCUUCAUGUGAAGGUCCUGCGUGGAGACAUCAGCAUCUUCCUUGAAUGGCGCAAGGGUGACAUGUCUGGGGAACAUAUGAAGGGCGUCGCAAACAUUUUCGAGCAAUUGCUUGCCAAAGUCCUUUCUGCUGAGAACACCGCUAUUAGCCAGCUUAAUUUGUUCUCAGAGAACGACUGGCAACGCAUCCGCAAGUGGAACAUCACUGUUCCGAAGCUUCACGAUCGUUGCAUUCACGAAGCCAUUCACGAUCAGAUGUUGGCCGGACCUGAUCGUGAGGCUGUGUGUGCUUGGGAUGGAAGUUUGACCUUCGCUGAGUUGGACCACCAAGCAUCGAAGCUUGCAUGCUAUCUUCGCAUGCAGGGAGUCGGGCCAGAAAUACGCGUGGCUUUGUGUUUCGAUAAAUCUAAAUGGAACAUCGUUGCAAUGCUUGGCGUGAUGAAAGCCGGGGGAGCCUUCGUCCCAUUGGACCCGACUCACCCAACCUCCCGACUACAAUCUCUAAUCCAAUCGGUUCAGGCACCGAUUGUGUUGUGCUCCCAGCAUCUUGCCGAAAAAUUACGCCCUAUCGUGAAGACUUUAAUACCCCUCUGUGAUAGUACUUUGGAUCCUCUGUCUGACCCCGCGGACAGUGUCAAUCUUGCAUCGGGUGUGACAAGUCAGAAUGCGGCAUAUGUUCUAUUUACAUCGGGAUCAACAGGAGAACCUAAGGGAACCCUGCUGGAACACCGCGCGUUUCUUUCCGGGGCUAUGGCGCAUGGUCCCGGUCUGCAUAUUGACCGCGAGUCGCGAUGCCUCCAAUUUGCCGCCCACACAUUCGACGCCAGCUUGGCUGAAUCGUUGACGCCACUCAUACAUGGUGCAUGUGUGUGUAUUCCUAGCGAAGAGGCUCGCCUGAACGAUAUUGUGACCACAAUCAACGAGAUGCGAGUCACGCAAGCCUGCUUCACGCCAUCAUUCGUCGGCUUUAUUGAAAUUGAGAGUGUCCCAGGACUGGAGAGUUUGGUCCUGGCCGGGGAGGCAAUGUCGCAAUCGCAGCUAGCCACUUGGUCCAAAAUCAAACUGGUCAAUGGUUACGGACCUACCGAGGCCAGUGUGGCCUCCGUGCUCAAUUCUAAUGUCACACCUGACACCGAUUGUAAAGAUAUCGGACUGCCUAUUGGUGUGAGAACUUGGAUUGUGAACCCUGAUAAUCACGAUGAACUGGUUCCCGUGGGCUGCCCUGGAGAAUUACUUUUGGAAGGUCCACCCCUGGCCCGGUGCUACGUGAAUAAUCCCCAAAAGACAAACGAAUCGUUCAUCUUCGACCCUGCUUGGACUACAUUGGACCCUGAAAACCGCCAGAAUCGUAGAUUUUACAAGACAGGUGAUCUGGUCAGGUACAACUCCGACACGGGUGCCCUGAAUUACAUCGGUCGGAAAGAUACGCAGGUCAAGGUUCACGGACAACGAAUCGAGCUCGGCGAGAUCGAGAACCAGCUCAGCAAAGAUUUGAACGUCACUCAUUGUUCUGUGCUCUUCCCCAAGAUUGGAUUUUCCAAGGGAAGGCUAGCGGCAAUUGUUUCUUCCACCGGAUUGCUUGCAGAACAGUCCGAUUCGGACUUGGAGCCUCUACGACUCAUCUCCGCCUCGAAAAAGGCUGAGCUUGUGCCAGGCAUCCGAGAGCGCCUGUCGGCUCGUCUCCCCACUUACAUGGUCCCUGCGGUUUGGUUGUGUGUUGAAGCUCUGCCACUUCUGCCAUCAGGGAAACUAGACCGCAAGGGCAUUUCCAUUUGGGUCGCAAAUAUGGAAAGUGAUCCAGAUCUUCAGAACAAUGCCUCUGUUGCAAUCGCUGGCACAGAGGCCACGCAGCCUGCCAAUGACAGAGAAGAAGCUUUAGCUGCUGUAUAUAGCCGUGUGCUCAACAUCCCCCUGAACCAGCUCAAUUUGAACGAGAGCUUCCUCGCCCUGGGCGGAGAUUCGAUUGCAGCUAUGACAUGUAUCGGUCUCUGCAAGAAGCGAGGGUUUUCCCUUUCUGUACAGGAGCUGCUGCGCAGCAAAUCAAUCCGGGAGCUUGCAACUCGCGCAAAGACAAUUGAUCACCUCACGACUUACGAAGAAGCUAUUGAUGAACCAUUUAGCCUGUCGCCAAUUCAGAUCCUUCACUUUGGUGUACGCAAGGAAGGCCAGGGUCACUUCAACCAAGGAAUCCUCACCCGCUUGAACAAACCCCUGGAUGAACGAGGCCUCCGCAGCGCCGUCAAAAUCUUGGUAUCUCGGCACUCCAUGCUCCGCGCGCGAUUUACCGACACUGGAUUCGGGACUGCAUCAAGUCAACAUAUCACUCGCGAUAUAAAAGGGUCCUACAGAUGGCGGAUGCAUACUGUUAGAAGCAUGGACGAGGUCAAGUCUCAUGUUGCCGACAGCCAAUCUUCAAUCAACUGCUUCUCUGGGCCGUUGCUUGCGGUCGAUUAUUUCCUGGUGAAGGGCCAGCCUAAUGUCUUGUCAAUGACAGCUCACCACUUGGUUGUUGACAUUGUCUCGUGGAGAAUUAUUCUGGAAGAUUUGGAAGAUAUUAUCUUAAACCCUGAGAAGACGACAGCAAGUGAUGGCUCCUUGCCUUUCCAGACUUGGUGCCGCCUUCAGAAUGAGCACUGUGACACCCUCCGGGCCGAACAAAAAGUUGCAACCGAUGCUCUCGCUGCGCCCGAUUUUGAGUACUGGGGCCUCAAAGAUACUCAGACCACAUAUGGUGAUGUGGAUUGUGCCUCGUUUGAGCUUGACCCAGCCCACACGAAUGCCAUUCUUCUGGAAUGUCACAAAGCUCUUAGCACCGAGCCAAUUGACCUCUUUUUAGCAGCAAUGCUCCACUCAUUUGGCCGAGCCUUUCCCGAUCGUUCUCUUCCAACGAUCUACAAUGAAGGCCAUGGACGAGAAGUCUGGGACCCGUCCAUUGAUAUUUCGCAUACGGUCGGCUGGUUCACCAUUCUGCACCCAAUAUUCGUCUCCGCAUACAAGUUAGACAAUCCUAUCGAUACCCUCAUCCAAGUGAAGGAUCUUCGCCGCCGUGUCUCGGACAAUGGUCGCGCAGAUUUUACCAGUCGCGUUCUACCAGCCCAGGGCAAUCAAGGAUCCGCGCACCCGCAUCCCUUUGAGAUGUCAUUCAACUAUGUUGGUCAGCAUCGAGAUCUACAAAGGAAGGAUGGUCUCUUCCAGCUUGUUGAUCAGAUGGCCGGAGAAGCUGGCCAAGGAGGCGGUGCGGCUGACUUUGGAACCGAUACUCCCCGCUUCGGUCUGUUCGAGAUCUCUGCAAUGGUGGUAGCUGGAAAGGUUAGGUUCAAUUUCUCCUUCAACAAAUUCAUGCAGCACCAGAAUCGUAUUCACCGAUGGGUUUCUGAAUGCCAAGGGCUGCUUGUAUCUCUCGCUGAGCAGCUUCCUACCCUCGCACCGCGUUUGACUCUGAGCUCAUUCCCCAUGCUGUCAUUGACCUACGCUUCCCUGGACAAGUUGCUCAAUGAGAAGCUCCCUGCCAUGGGAAUCGAGUCCUCAGACCUUGUCGAGGAUAUCUACCCUUGCUCUCGUAUGCAGCAGGGUAUCCUCCUUGGUCGUAAGAGAGAUAGCUCCUACUAUGCUGUCCAUGACACUUUUGAAAUUCAGGCCACGGGGUCUAGCAAGCCAAACCUUGAUCGUUUGAUUAAUGCAUGGCAGUCGCUAGUUUCUCAUCAUGCGAUGUUCCGCACGAUAUUUGUUGAGAAUCUCACUCCUAGGGACCCCUUCUGCCAGGUCGUUCUCAAGACUUAUGAUGCUACUCCUAUCACCUUGCAGUCUCCAUCUGACCGCGAUGUGCUUGCCACCUUUGACAAGCAAGAACCCAAGGACUACAGCAAGCUUGAACCAGCGUAUCGCUUCACUAUUUGCCAGACACCGACCGGCAGACUGUUCGCCCGUAUUGAGCUCAGUCACGCGGCGAUGGACGGUAACUCGAUCUCAAUCAUUUUCCGUGACCUACAGCUCGCAUACGCUGGCAGACUCGAGGAAAUCCCCCAGCCUCUGUUCAAGGAUUAUAUGCAGUACCUGGAGAAUUCGCCGAAGGAAGCCAGCAUUCGUUACUGGCGUUCGUACUUGGAUCAAGCUAAGCCGUGCCACUUCCCAGCCCUCACUGACGGCCAACAAUCCCCCAAGGAGCUUCGAUCCAUUCCGGUCAACUUUGAAGCCCUCAACGAACUCCAAAGUGUUUGUGAGAACCGAGGAAUCACUCUAGCAAAUGUCUUCAACGCCGCGUGGGGGCUCACCCUCCGCGCCUUUUGUGGAUCCGACGAUGUGUCUUUCAGCUAUAUGGCAUCUUUGCGUGACGUAUCGGCUGAUGGAGUCCAAUGGGUUAUCGGACCGGUCAUCAACCUUCUAAUUUGCCGCAUGAGGAUUGCUGAUCAUGCGACACUUAGUGAUGUGCUGCAUCAAAUCCAGAACGACUACAUGGAAAGCCUUCCUUAUCGUCACACUUCGCUCAUUGACAUUCAGCAUGCUUUGAAGCUGUCCGACACUAAUCUGUUCAAUUCUGGUGUCUCCUAUCGUCGGCUUCCCAGUUCCAAGGAUGCUGUCCGCAGUGACAUCGAGUGCGUCGAGGUUGGUUCAAUCCACGAUCCAGCUGAGUUCCCUGUUUUUAUCAACAUCGAGGCCAUGGAUACUACUGCUCGAAUUGACCUCAAUUACUGGACGACAAACAUCUCUGAUUCACAGGCUGUUAACGUGGCUAAUACGUAUUUGCGUUGCCUCGAGAACAUUGUGUCAAACAUCGACGGUGAAAUCCGCCAGCUAGACAGCUUAAGCGAUGAUAACCGGGCGCAGAUCAUGGCGUGGAAUAGCAAGUCCCCCAAGCCAUUUGAGAAGUGCGCUCAUCGUGUUGUCCAAGAGAUGGCCAAGAAGCGCCCCGAUGCGUUGGCUGUCACUGCUUGGGAUGGAAGCUUGACUUACUCCAAGUUGGAUCAGCUCUCCUCUCGCUUGGCAAGCUAUCUUGUUACCUUCGGUGUUGGUCCUGGAACCCUUGUCCCGAUCUGCUUCGAGAAGUCUGUGUGGAACAUGGUGUCCACACUCGCAAUCAUGAAAGCAGGUGGUGGCUGUAUUCCAGUCGACACACCUCAGAGCGUAGCUCUGGUUGAGAAAUGGAUUGUUGAUAAUGCCGUGCAAGUUGCCCUGGCCUCCCCAGAGAAGACUCAGUCCCUCGAGGAUGCCGUACCAUACGUCAUCCCUGUCAGCGAGUCUCUUUUGGAGUACCUCGCAGACGAGACUCUCAACCCACUGGCACAACCAUCCGACAUUGCAUACGUCGCGAUGACUGCCGGUACCUCCGGCGCCGCGAAAAGUGUUGUCCUUGACCAUUCAACUCUUAUGACCCGAGCCGAGGCAUUCGCUACCACUAUGGCAAUUGCCGAAGUCUCCAGGACUCUGCAGUUCGCACCUCACACAUCCGAUGCAUUUAUCCUCGAGGCAUUUGGCACUUUCAUGUGGGGCGGUUGUCUUUGUAUCCCGGCUGAUAUAGACCCUGUCAACUUGGCAACCUCUAUCGCUUCGCUGCAUGUCAAUGUUGCUAGCAUCACCCCGACAGCCGCAAGCUUCUUCUCCCCCAAGGAUGUCCCGGGAUUACGAUCAAUUGCCCUUGGAGGUGAGGUAGUUUCUCAGAGCGUUCUCGACCACUGGCAGACCGACGAUCUCCAACUGCAGGUUCUGUAUGGGACAUCCGAGAGCUCAGCUGCUUGCUUCCACGUGUUCUGUUCUCAGGAUGGAAACAAGGCUGCCCUCAUUGGGAAGAGCACAACUUGUGUCCCAUGGGUUGUUGAUCCCUCCAACCACGAUUGUCUUGUUCCGAUCGGCAGUGUUGGAGAAUUGGCACUCGAGGGGCCUGUUAUUGCUCGGGGCUACCUCGACAACGAGUCCUUAGAGAGCCGCAAAUUUUUCGAUAAAGCUUCCUGGCUUUCUGACCAACCAGAGGGGCAUAAGCGCUGCCUAUUCAAGACUGGAGAUCUCGUUCGAUACAACUCCGAUGGCUCCCUCGUUUUUAUCGGCCGGAAGAAUGAUGAGAAUGCAUCCACCUGGGCCAGCGAGCUGAUUCAGACUCAGGCGUGGGUUGAUUCCUUCUUAGGUAACGAGAAGAAGUGUGUUGUGGAGAGCAUCCAGGUGAAACAUAACAAUAUGGAGACCAGUGCUCUUGUUGCUUUCGUGGUUUCUUCGGACACCAACCCAGUCACCUUUGAGGAUCGGGUGCUCCAACCCGCCACUCCCGAGUUGAAGAAAGCUAUCUCUAGCCUGCACGCUAGUUCGAGUACCGGUCUUCCUAGUAGCAAGGUUCCGAGUUUCUACAUCCCCAUCACCUCCCUCCCCUUAACAAUUUCCGGAAAGCUAAACCGCCAGGCCCUUAUAACCGAAACAAAAGCGCUUUCGAGCAGUGCCCUCGAAACGUAUGAUAUUAAGCGUUGGAACGGAUCCAAGGCUGGUAACCGAAUCUCAAGGCACACCAGCCUCUCCGAAGCGAACGUCGCUUUCUGGAGGGAAUAUCUCACCGACGUUGAGCCCUGCAUUUUCCCGGCGCUCUCUCAUGAGGGAGCCGACAAUGGCUGCUCCACCCGCACUCUCAACAAGCAGACAGCCAACAUCCAUGCUUUCGGCAGAUUGUCUGGCAUCCCGGUGGAAACGCUCUUCCAGUUUGCUUGGGCUGUUGUCCUCCGGUGGUACACUGGCUCAGACGAUGUGUGCUUUGGGUAUUUAACCUCGGCCUCGGACACGAAAUUGGAGCCCGAAGGUAUUGCCACACGCCGCUUCCUCGUGCAGAACGAGCAAAAGCUGCAAGAAACUCUCCAUAAAUCAAAGAAGGACUCCGAGAACAGUGCAUUGAAUUUUGCUGCCUUGGACGCAGUCAAACACCAGCUUGGACUCGAUGAUACAAUACUUUUCAAUACCUCGCUCAGUUAUUAUACGGCUUCCAACCUCCCCAAAGGAAGCACCCGUGAACCAACAAGCUCUAGUCCUUACAAGAUUUUGGUUGAAGCUGAAGUCUCGCAUUCAUACGCCGAGGUCCAUUUCCACUACUCCUCCGAAACCCUCUCCUCCUUCCAGGUCAAUCAUGUCAUGGAUAUGUUCGAUCAUGUUUUGGACGAUCUGGUAGCUCACAAUCUCCAUGAUCGCACAGUUGGCGACAUUGACAUAUUCCCCCAACGCUCAGUUCACCAAAUCCGCGAUUGGAAUGCCACAUCCCCCCCUAGAGUGGAGAAGUGUGCUGAUGAGCUCAUUCAGCAGCAGGCGCUGCUUCACCCUCGUGCAGAAGCCAUUUGCUCUUGGGACAACAAUUUCACUUAUGGGCAGCUCGAGAUUAUCUCCAGUCGCCUAGCUCGCCAUCUGUCUGGUAUUGGAAUCAAGCCUGAAGUCUUCGUCGUUUUGUGCUUCGAGAAGUCAGCUUGGGCUGUAGUUUCCCAGUUGGCUGUUCUCAAGGCGGGUGGAGCUUUCGUCUCCAUUGACCCAUCCCACCCCGAUUCUCGACUGAAGAUGCUCAUCGAUGAAAUCGGCCCGAAGAUUGUCUUGUGCUCAUCUUCACUCCAUUCCAAAGUUUCGCAACUCUGCGCAAAAUCGUUCGCUGUUUGUCAGACUUCCAUCUCUCAAAUUACUGACUCGCCUUUGGCUUUGCCCGGUGUUCGUCCUACCCCGAACAAUGCUGCAUAUGCUAUCUUUACUUCUGGUACUACUGGAAAGCCGAAGGCGACUGUUGUCGAGCAUACUGGUCUCAGCACCACUGCAAUCGCCAUGAUUGAUGCCCUGCACAUGAACUCGGCAACACGUGCUUUGCAGUUCUCUAACUACACAUUUGACGUCAGUAUUCUCGAGAUUAUGAUGGUUCUCAUGACUGGUGGCUGCGUCUGUAUCCCCAGCGAGGAGGAACGUAUGAACAACAUGGGUGGUGCUAUCCGCCGUAUGGAAGCCACCUCCAUCACAGCACCUCCCGCAAUUGUCAAUACUCUAGAACCGAAGAAUGUUCCCACCCUCAAGGUAAUUAUUACGGGCGGCGAGAAGAUGCCCGCCAACCACAUCGACCGCUGGGCAGACCGGUGCGUCAUAAAUGCCUAUGGUCCCUCCGAGGCCACUGUCAUUGCCACCAUUGGUGUCAAGGUUGAUUGGGAUGGCAAUCGUGUCAACGACGAUCCCACAUCCAUUGGAACAGCUCCAAACUGCAGAGUCUGGAUUGCUGAUCCAAGCAACUCCGACCGUCUGCUGCCCAUUGGCGCUGUCGGCGAAUUGAUCAUUGAAGGAAGCAAUAUUGCCCGUGGAUACCUUGCGAACGAGCAAAAGACGAAGGACUCUUUCUUCGAGAAUCCUGCUUGGAACCAUCACCCAAGCUUGCAGGGCGUGUUCAAGCGGAAUGAUCGCAUGUACCGUACUGGUGACCUUGUUCGCUACAACAGCGAUGGCAGUCUGGCCUUCAUAUCCCGCAAAGACACCCAGAUCAAGUUCAAUGGCCAGCGGAUUGAGCUCGAGGAGAUCGAACAACAAUGUCUCCGCUGCCUACCCGAGGACUAUCGGGUCGCUGUCGAUGUCGUUGUGCCUGAGGAACGCACCAUCGCCAAGGGCCUCGCUGCAUUCUUCACCGUCCAUGACCCAAAUUCCGAUGGGGGCAGCAGUGAUCAAUUCGCCCCCACCAUCCCAGGAGCCGAUCCACUGCUCCUACCCAUCUCUAUUUCUAAUAUGGAUGCUAUUCAAAAGUUGAAGGGCUCUCUCCCUGAGCUUCUGCCUCAAAGCAUGAUGCCCAGACUCUUUUUCCCUAUCCGUAACUUACCCUUCACUUCCUCCGGGAAGAUUGACCGCCGAAGACUGCGGGCCAUGGUUCAGAGCUUGUCCAAGGAGACUCUCAAGUCCUACAUUACCUUCGAAACCUCGGACAGAAAGGAGGCUUCCUCAGCUACUGACCUAGAGACCAAGCUUGUGACCCUGGUGGAAAAGACCCUCGAGCUCGAAGCCGGCUCUGUGACCGCUGAUGAUAGCUUCUUCGGUCUUGGUGGUGAUUCAUUGUCUGCCAUGAACCUCGUCGGCGCUGCUCAGGCAGAAGGCAUCGCACUUACCGUCUCGAGUAUCUUCAACUCCCCAAUCUUGAUCGACAUGGCCAAGAGCUGCGUCGUGUCUGAUGGAGCCCCUGAAGUCAAUAAAGAAAAUGUGGAGGCGUUCUCCCUGCUGCCCUCUGGAGUUGAUCUCGAAAGCCUGAUAGAUGAAGUAACCGACGACUGCGAAGUGUCCAAGGACCUUGUCGAGGAUAUCUAUCCCUGCAGCGCUGUGCAGGAAGGUCUCCUGACCCUCUCGAUUAAGCACCAUGGUGCUUAUGUUGCUCAGCCCUCGUUCCGACUUGCUGCUGGCAUUGAUGUCGCUAAAUUCAAGCAAGCGUGGCAAGAAACCGUAGAAGACUUGGAAAUUCUCCGCACUCGCAUCGUCCACACCGAAGCUAUGAAUUUUGCUCAAGUUGUGGUGAAGGCUUCCCCAAUCUCCUGGGUCGAAGUAGAGUCGUUCGAUUCCCUGCCCAAUGAUACCCUUCACCUACCCAAGCAAAAUGGAGCACCCCUGACUAGUUAUGCAAUUGUGCAGCCUCACGGGUCCUCUUCUAGCUAUUUUGUGUGGUCCGUUCAUCACGCCCUUUAUGAUGGCUGGAGUAUUCCUUUGGUAUUCCGCAAGGUUGAAGAGAACUACUUUGCUUCGCAGAACAAGCGCGCUGGAACCCCUUACAGCCUGUUCAUCGACUACCUGGUCAAGAAGGAUAUGGAUCAGUCUGACGCUUUCUGGAAGUCUUAUCUCACUGACCUAGCGAGUACUCCUUUCCCGCAUAACAAGAAUACGGUACCCGAUGCCAUGCGUGCUGGCAACACCCAGCAUCACAGUAUGAAGAUUUCCCGCACUCAAGACAGCGUCGACUUCACAAUCGCCGUCCUCAUGCGCGCUGCAUGGGCAAUUGUCAUUGCGACUCACACUGCCUCUGGUGAUGUAUGUUUCGGCGAGACUUUGUCGGGCAGAAAUAUCGAUCUUCCCGGUGUUGCAGAUAUUGCAGGUCCUGUUCUUACCACUGUCCCCACCCGAGUUCGGGUUGACAAUGCCAUGUCGACCAUGGAGUACUUGCAGAAGAUCCACCAGUCGACCACUGAGAUGAUCCCACACUUGCACUCUGGUCUUCAACGUAUUCGACAGCUGAACAAGGAUACCUCUACUGGCUGCGACUUCAAGAACUUGCUUGUAAUCCAGCCAGGUGAUGGCGAGCUCGAUAACAAGAUCUGGAUUGACGAGAAACGUGGAACGAGCGAAGACUUCUUCACUCACCCCCUCGUCGUGGAAUGUGGUGUCACCAAGACGAGCAUCACUUUCACUGUUCACCACGAUGAACUUGUCAUCAAUGGAUGGCAGACCAAGCGCAUUACCGAGCAAUUUGCACAUGUUCUCCAGCAGUUGAUAACUAUGCCUAAGAACAGUACGAGCAAGGUCGGAGAUAUGGAGGUGAUCAGCCCAGAAGACAAAGCUGAAAUCGGUUUAUGGAACCAACGCACUCCGCUCACAGUGGAACGGACCGUUCAAGAUUUCAUUCGUGAGAAGUGCGAACAAACUCCGAACGCCCAGGCUGUGUGUGCCUGGGACGGUGACCUUACCUACAGAGAAUUCUGGAAACUCGCAUCGGACUUCGCCAACUACUUGGUCUCCCGCGGAGUUGGGCCAGAAGUAUUCGUUCCAGUCUGUCUGGACAAGUCGGCUUGGGCUAUGGUCACCCUCAUCAGUGUUCUCAUCGCCGGUGGUGGGUAUGUACCUUUGGAUCCCUCACACCCUACCUCCCGACAUGAGGAGAUUCUGGCAGACGUCGGUGCCAACAUGAUAUUGUGCACUCCCAACUAUACAAACCGCUACAGCCGAGUUGUGAAGACUGUGAUCCCUAUCAGCAAAGAGACCAUCAAGGCCUAUGGCUGCCUCAAGUCAUCUGCUCGUCGCCGCACCGAAGUCAAACCCUCCAACAUGGCCUAUGCUCUAUUCACAUCCGGCAGCACUGGUCGAGCCAAGGGAAUCAUUGUUGAGCACCGCAACGUGGUCAGCAGUAUCAUGGCAUUCGCACCGUGGGUCCGUAUGGAUGAAACAUCGCGCGUAUUCCAAUUCGCCUCCCUCACUUUUGAUGCUGCUGUUAUGGAGACCCUCGCAAUUCUCAUGGUGGGAGGUACAAUCUGUGUGCCCAGCGAGGACGACCGUCUAAACGAUGUUGCUGGCGCAAUCCGUCGGCUCAAUGUUACUUGGACUUUCCUCACCCCCUCGAUUGCAAGCAUCAUUGAGCCCACCUCUGUGCCUUCUCUGAAGCACCUUGUUUGUGGUGGAGAGAAGAUGUCGAAUGAAGUCAUCACCAAGUGGGCCAAUUCCGUUCACCUCAUGAACGGGUACGGACCAACCGAAACCUGUGUCUUUGCUGUGGUCGAUACUGCAGUGGCCACCAAUCGUGAUCCCGGGCGUAUUGGUUACGGCAUUCCCAGCACUCUGACCUGGAUUGUUGACCCCGACAACCACGAUCAGCUGACUCCCCUGGGCGCAGUCGGCGAGCUUGCACUUGAAGGUGCUCCUUUGGCCCGGGAAUACCUUAAGAACCCUGAGAAAAAUGCUGAAGCAUUCACAACGGACCCUGCCUGGAUAAAGGACUUCACGCCUGCGGUCCCGGGUCCCCGUCGAAUCUACAAGACUGGCGAUCUUUGCUACUACAACCCGGAUGGUUCUAUUCAGUACAUCAGUCGCAAGGAUCACCAGGUCAAGCUGCAUGGCCAGCGAAUGGAGCUUGGUGAGAUUGAGCACCGCCUUUCUGAGGAUACUCGUACCCGGCACGCUGUCGUGGUGCUCCCCAAGAAUGGCCCGCUCAAGCAGCGCCUGGUCACUGUAAUGUCUUUGAACAGUGUCGCAGCCGAUACCAAGCUAAUUUCCGACAAGCCUUGCGAGCUUGUUGAUGAGGAAGAGCUUGAGCGUCAUGCUUACAAUGAGCUUGUCGAAGUCCAGAAGAAUCUUGAGAACCAACUUCCCAUUUAUAUGGUCCCCCAGACUUGGGCUCUCAUCAAGAAACUUCCCAUGCUCGUUUCUGGAAAGCUAGACCGGAAGAAGAUCACCGCUUGGGUUGAAGAUAUUGAUGAUCUAUCCUAUGAGCGUAUCAUGGCGGACUAUGAUCGCAUCAAGCGUGGUAAGACCGAAGAGAAGCCGCAAGAAAAGGAAGAGAAGAACGGAUCGCUCACCAUUGUCCGCGAAAUCUUUGCGCAAGUGUUGAAUAUCCCCCAGCAGAAGGUCAAUGUCGACCGCUCUUUUGUCAGCUUGGGCGGCGACAGCAUUACUGGAAUGGCUGUCAUUUCUCGCGCUCGCAAGCAGGGACUUGUUCUAACACUACACGACAUUUUGCAGAGCAGAUCGGUGAAGGAACUUGCCCAGACUGCCAGUUCUAAGGCACCUGUCUCUCAGCGCGAAGAGAAGUCUGGUCAAGGCUUUGCGCUUUCGCCUGUCCAGAGACUCUACUUCCAGAGCUCCCAGUCCUUCAAGGGCGCCGCUCGCUUCAACCAGAGCAUCACUGUUCGCAUCGCCCGCCGCUGCGAGGGCGAGGUCCUCAAGCGCGCCCUCAAAGCCGUUAUCAGCCAGCAUGCCAUGUUCCGCGCACGCUUCAGCAAAACUAGCGACGGCGCUUGGCAACAAAAAACCACAGCGGAGGUCGAUGAAUCAUUCCGAUUCCGCGUUCAUUCUGUCUAUGAUACCCGGGCGAUGAUUCCAAAGGUUGCUGAGAGUCAAACUUGUCUGGAUCCUCUGGAUGGACCUAUUCUGGCAGCCGACCUGUUCAAUCUUCGCACCGGUGGUCAGGUCUUAUUCCUAGUAGCUCACCAUCUCUGCAUUGACAUGGUAUCGUGGCGAAUUGUGCUUCAAGACCUCGAAGAGCUCGUUGUUUCUGGAUCUCUUUCACUCGAAAAGGCAUUGUCCUUCCAAAGCUGGUGUGCUAUGCAGACCGAAAGAACCAAGACGCAUGAUGCGACUAUUACUCUGCCUUUCAUCCCCGAGAAGCCGGACUUGCUGUACUGGGGCAUGCAAGACUCGCCCAAUGUGUAUAGAGAUAUCAAGAUGGAGUCCUUCACGUUGAGUGAAGGUACUACCAAGUUUAUCCUUGAAGGCUGUCACAAUGUCUUCCGAACUGACACCGUUGACAUCUUGCUGUCUGCCAUUAUUCAUUCCUUCGGUCGCACCUUCACUGAUCGGAAGGUGCCGACUAUUUACAACGAAGGACAUGGUAGAGAACCUUGGGAAGCCGAUAUUGAUCUUUCCAGAACAGUCGGCUGGUUUACUACCAUGGCACCUUUGCUAGUGGAUUCGGAGGCUCGUAAGUUUUCCAAGCCUUCACAUCUUGCCGAAAGAAAACUAACGCAAGAAGGUGCCCUCAACGACAUUAUAAAGCGCGUCAAGGAUACCAGACGCAAGAUCGCAGACAAUGGACGUCCAUACUUUGCCAAAAGCCUACUCCAGAAUCAGGCUGCUGAUUUCCCUGUUCCGUUGGAAAUCCUUUUCAACUAUCUAGGUAAAAUGCAGCAACUCGAGCGAGACGAUUCGCUAUUCCAUCACUAUGGUAGCGUGUUUGACAGCUCAGACUUCGCUGUCGCAGGUGACAUGGGCCCUCAAACCGCUCGUUUCGCCCUCUUCGAAGUAUCUGCCAUUGUCAUCAAAGACUGCCUCAAUGUUGCCUUCACCUACAACCACAAAAUGCAGCAUGAGGGUUCAAUCCGCCGCUGGAUUCUCCAGUGCAAGCAGACUCUCGAGAAGGAUAUCCUCACACUGAAAACCGCUACCCCCGAGCCCACCCUCAGUGACUACCCUCUUCUCCCAAUCAACUAUCAUGGUCUCCAGAUCCUCACCAGUAAUACAUUCCGCAAAGCUGGUAUUCGAAAUAAGGAGGAUGUCGAGGACAUAUAUCCCUGCUCUCCGAUGCAGGAGGGUCUCUUGCUCAGCCAGCUCCGCGAUCCCAAUGCUUAUAUGUUCCAUACAGUUUUUGAGAUCAAGGAUGGCCAGUCUAGAAAGGUGGAUGCCGAAGGAGUUGCUCGCGCCUGGCAAACUCUCGUCGACCGUCAUCCUGUGCUGCGAACCAUUUUCAUCGACAGCAACUACACUGGAGGAUCCUUCGAUCAACUGGUGCUCAAGAAUCUUUCUGGUAAUAUCCUCCGCGUGGAAUGUCGCGACUCACAGGUCGAGGAGAAGCUAGCUGCUAUCUCUCUUCGGGACCUGAACGCGAUGCGUCAAUCGAAGCUUUCUCACCAGAUGACUGUCUGCAAAACAAACACCGGACGUGUGAUAUUGAAACUGGAGAUCAACCAUGCCAUUAUCGAUGGUGGCUCGGUAGAUGUACUCCUUCGCGACCUGACUCUCGCCUACGAGCGAAAGAUUUCUGAGGGUUCAGGACCACGCUUCAGCGACUACAUCAAGUUUAUCAGAACCCAGAGCCAGAGUGAUGCGCUCAGCCACUGGAAGCAAUACCUGGGUGGAGUUCACCCAUGUCACCUCGCUCCAUCGGCUGUGUUCGGAGCAAAGAGAGAACUAAAGGGUGUAAUGAUGAACUUCCAGCGGUUCCCUGAACUGCUCAGGUUCUGCGAGCGCAGCUCUGUCACUCUCGCCAACCUGACCCUGUCCGCCUGGGCCAUCGUCCUGCGACAAUUUACUGGAUCCGAUGAUGUUUGCUUUGGAUAUCUUUCUGCCGGUCGCGAUGCCCCUGUCAAUGGCAUUCAGGAUAUGGUCGGAAUCUUUAUUAACAUGCUUUGCUGUCGGGUCCAGUUCUCCGACCAGCAGACUUUGAAGGUCGUGUCCAAGAAUGUUCAAGAUGAUUAUAUUCGAUGCAUUCCCCAUCAAAGCUGCUCUCUGGCCAGCAUCCAGCAUGAGCUUGGUUGGCAGGGACAGUCCCUCUUCAACACUACCUUGUCAAUCCAGAACCACUCCGUUGCGGGCGGCACCGAGGACAAGGGAUUGUCCUUCAAUCUUCAGCACGCACAUGAUCCGAGCGAGUAUGCGGUCACUGUGAACGUUGAGAUUGCCCGAGGUCAGGAGGGUGUUCUUUUGAGAUAUUGGAAUGACAUUGUGUCCGAUGAUGAGGCACAGGCUUUGGCUGACACUAUUGCCAAAGUGUUUACUGGCUUUAUUGAAUCCCCGAGUGCGACUCUGUCACAGUCCACAUUCAUCGCUGAGGCAGAACCCGAGUCGGUCGAUUGGGACAACUCCCAAACCACACUAGCUGAAAAGGCAAAGUCCACCGGCGAUGCGAUUGAUAGCGCUGCUAUUCAGAAAAUUAUUGAUGAUCGUGUUCAUGAGAUUAUCGGCCGGAUGUUGAGAGAAGGCAAACUGACGGUACCUCCCAUCCGUACGGAAGGGCUGUCAAGCUUUGGCGGUCAUAUCGAUGCCAUAGCUGAAUCACCGUACCAGUUAGGUAUACAAGGAGGAGGUAAUUUGGAUAUCCGUUCAGAGACUUCCCUUUCGAGUGAGGAUGGGGUGUCGACCGAGGUGGAAAGGAAAUUGUGGAAUCUUUGGAGCACAGCUCUUGGGCUCUCACCAAACGCAGUGAGACACCAGGACAGCUUCUUCAAGUUGGGUGGUGACAGCAUCACCGCUAUGAAGAUGGUCAGUGCCGCUCGCGAAGAGGGCCUGGUACUUACUGUUGCAGAUGUCUUCAACAAUCCUGUCUUUGAAGACAUGCUGACUACUGUGCAAGCCGCGAAUGUCACUCAGCAGAUGCUGAACGUAGAUCUCAAGUCUGGCGGCCACAAGGAGGUUGAUAGUGAUUUACUCAAUAUCACGUCCACGACAUUGGGACUCAGCCCCUCUUCUGAGAGCCUCGAGAUCCUUAAACCAUCGUGCGUCGACGAUGCCGCAGUGCAGAGCGGUAUCUGUCCCAAAAUUGGAGUCUUCAAGGGUGGCAUCGCUGAUGUUCUUCCUGUCACUGACUUCCAAGCAAUGUCCCUGACGGCAACUCUCUUCAAGUCUCGAUGGAUGCUUAACUACUUCUAUCUUGAGGGUAAUGGUCCCCUGGACCUGAGACGCCUUCGCGAGAGUUGCUUGAAGGUUGUCGCUGCCUAUGAUAUUUUGCGCACAGUCUUUGUGUGCUUCCAUGACCAGUUCUUCCAGGUCGUGCUGCGCAAAAUCCGUCCCAGCAUCUUCGUUUACGAGACCGACCGAGCACUUGAUGAAUUCACUAUGACCCUUCAACAGAGAGAUCGCGAGUAUGGGCCACGCGAAGGCGAGCAAUACGUGCAGUUCUACGUUGUCAAGAAGAAGGGCAGCGACCAGCACCGCAUCUUAGUCCGCCUUUCUCACACCCAGUACGAUGGAGUGUGCCUACCCAAGAUUAUGGCUGCCAUUAAGCACGGAUAUGAAGGCACCCCGCUCCCCCCAGUAACUCCAUUCGCCGGCUACUUGCGACAGUUGCCAGGAACAAUCACCCCAGACCAUUACCGUCACUGGACCAAUCUUCUCAAGGGCUCUCGCAUGACCCAAGUCGUCCACAGAAAGGGCACUAGUAUGUUCCAGAACGUUGGAGCAUUCACCGAGAUUCACAGAAAAAUCGAGAUCUCACCCACUGCCCUUGGAAAUGUCACUAUUGCAACUGUCAUGCAAGCUGCCUGGGCUUUGGCCCUUGCCAAGAUAUCUGCUCAGUCCGAUGUUGUCUUUGGUCUAACCAUCAGUGGUCGCAACGCCACAGUGCCCGGUAUUGAGAGCACUGUUGGCCCCUGCGUCAAUGUCAUCCCGGUGCGCGUGAAGCUCAACGAGAACUGGACCGGUGUCGAUCUCUUCCGCUACCUCCAAGAUCAGCAGAUUUCCAACAUGCCUUUCGAGUCUCUUGGCUUCCGCGAGAUCAUCAAGCAAUGUACCGAGUGGCCCGACUGGACCUACUUUACUACCUCAGUCUUCCACCAGAACGUCGACUACGAGGGAACCAUGGAGCUGGACAACAACAAGUACCGCAUGGGUGGUGUUGGCGUCAAUGAUAACCUAGCCGAUCUAACUAUGGUCUCCCGUCCCUCCGGCGAACGUGACCUUGAUGUCACUCUGGGCUACUCCGAAAAGGGACCUGUGAUGCCAUACUUCGCAACCAAGGUUCUCGACAUGGCCUGUGAAAUUGCACAGUCCCUCGUUGCCAACCCAACCGCCUCGCUGCCCUCCGCGAGCAUGCUCCGCUCUCUGCCACCCCAGACAAUCGAUGACCUGCCCCGACCAACAGAUGAGCACUUCCUCAGCGCCCACCUCAAAUCGCGCUCCAUUGCAGAGCUUCUUGUGCACUCGGACAUUCUGUCUCGCUCGUGGCACCAGGUCCUGCCCAGCCGCACCACCACAGUCCGCGUCGACCCAGAAGCUGACAAGCCAGCCCACGAAUCCACCUUCCAGUUGGACUCGUCCUUCUAUGAUCUUGGCGGCGACGUCUUCAACCUGGCCCAACUCACCUGGAUUCUUGAACAAGAGGGUCUCAAGGUUCGUCUCGAGGAUCUUAUUGAACAUCCCUCUUUCCUGGGACAAAUGGCCGUUCUAGCUUUGCAUAACGCCAAGCACCAGGACGAUCUGCCAACAGAGCUUCUUGCUACCGGGGCUGCAGCGCCUAACUCUGUCUCCCGUGUUGAAAAGAAAAAGAGAUGGGAGAAGGCGAUGACCAUAGCGCGAAGACUGACUGGGCGAAACAACGUAAUCUCCAGUCGAGCUUGA
Messenger RNA from Penicillium vulpinum, 18201 nucleotides. RefSeq lists its product as uncharacterized. NCBI's taxonomy places the organism in Eukaryota, Fungi, Ascomycota, Eurotiomycetes, Eurotiales, Aspergillaceae. The transcript is spliced from 7 exons. The record is from RefSeq and is a predicted model, not a curated record. The coding region runs from base 1 to 18201 and encodes 6066 amino acids. Gene Ontology annotation, molecular function: catalytic activity; phosphopantetheine binding.